UGCGCGUUGAGAUCUCCCUGUCACGUUAGCUCGAUGUGGACGGCCGCGCUCUAGGACUUCGUGUAAGGAGCCGGUAUGAGACUUGAACCGCACGAUGAGUUCAGAUAGCAGUAAGCUGCUGCCAGAGCAGCGCCCUGUGCUCCAAUCCUGCUACGGGACAGCACGGGAGCAGAGCCCCAAGGAGUCGAUGGAUUUGAGGGGCUACCAAAAGGUGCUAUGGCGUGUCAUCCUGUGCCACGUCUUUACUGUACUCACUGCCGGUCUGCCUCUCAUUCUGUUCCAUUGGAAGCCUCACAUUGCUGUCUUUAUCAAGUGCCGCUCAUGCGCAUUGCGCCAGGCUGACUAUGUCAUCAUCCAGGAUUCUUCUGGGCAGCAGUACACUAUUGACAUCAUCACAGAAGAGAUUGAUGAAGAAAGUGUGGUGCAUCCUGGAAUUGACCUAGAAGAGGAUGAUUGGCGAGACACAGUGCAGCUUCACAAAGAGCAGAAAACAGUCCUUCGUUAUUAUACCUUUGAAGGAAUGCGCUACAUAUGGAUGCCAAAAAAAGGAGGCUUCUACAAAGUGAGCACACUUGAUGAAAACUGGACCAUUGGAGAUGUUCACAGACGAAAGAAAGGACUCAGCCUGCAGGACCAGGCCUCCAACUCAAAUCACUAUUACCUGGGGAGCAUUCCCGUGUCUGUGUGUGAUGUCCUGUCCAGAGGAGAUAAUAUACUGACUGCAGUGAAUGUGGCCCAAAACUGUGGAAUGGUAGCAACAGGAGAACGGAUCAUCUUUGUGCACGCAUCUCCCCCAGUACAUCAUAAGCCUGCCACACUUAAGUUUCUCCUGGCAGAGUCUGGAACCUAUGGGCAGGACAGUGCAGAAGUGAUCACCCAGGGCUUAUACCAACAAGGGAGUCAUUUUCUUGACCAAGGGCCAUACCACCUUGCACUCAAUGGGAAGUCAUUUGCUGUGCUGUGUGAACAUUUUCGAAACAUCCUUCCCCAGAUCCUGGUACAAGGCUCCAUUUUUGCCCGGAUGGCACCUGAGCAGAAGACACAGCUAGUUGAAGAACUCCAGGCACUCAACUACUGUGUGGGGAUGUGCGGAGAUGGUGCCAAUGACUGUGGAGCCCUAAAGGCAGCAGAUGCGGGAAUCUCCCUCUCGGAGGCUGAGGCCUCUGUUGCAUCCGCUUUCACGUCGAAGAUUGACAACAUUGAGUGCGUUCCGCUAAUCAUUCGGGAAGGCCGCUGUUCUCUCAUAACCUCGUUUGGGCUCUUCAAAUACAUGGCCAUGUACAGCCUCAUCCAGUUCAUGUCUGUGCUCAUUCUGUACUCGAUUAACACAAACCUAGGAGAUUUUCAGUUUUUGUACAUUGACCUAAUCAUUACCACCUCCAUUGCUCUUCUGAUGGGUAAAACGGGCCCUGCCAAGGAACUUUGCCCUGAGCGGCCGCAGGGUAGCCUAAUUAGCAUCCCAGUUCUGGGCAGCCUUCUCCUGCAGACCUUUCUUGUCCUAGGCAUCCAGAUAGGUUGCUAUUUUAUUACCAACUCUGAGGACUGGUUUGUUCCAGUUAAUGCAACAUCUCUUUUUCCUAAAAACCUCCCCAACUAUGAAAACACGGCCCUUUUCUGUGUGUCAGGAUAUCAGUAUCUAAUAGUGGCCAUAGUCCUUUCCAAAGGAUAUCCAUUUCGGAAGCCCCUCUACACAAAUGUGAUCUUUUUGCUGGUUCUAUUGGUGCUUUUUGGACUCAUGGUUUGGAUCACCUUGUAUCCUGCACAUUUCCUUCUGAUGAUUUUGCAACUCAAGGAGAUAGACGACAUGAACUUCAAGCUACUCCUGAUAGGCUUAUGUGCUCUCCAUUUUAUCUGUGCGUUCAUGCUGGAGAUGGCGAUAGAGUAUGGAAUGCUCAACUGCCUACGUCGCCUACGCGGACAGAACGAAUCAAAGAAAGCAUACAAACGUCUAGAACUGUACCUCAAACAGCAGCCAUCAUGGCCCCCGUUAGAACAGGUCAUCCAAGCUAAGCCUGGCAUCACCAUACACAUCAGCUAGCAGGCUUGGGGGG
This is a messenger RNA of Erpetoichthys calabaricus (reedfish), 2051 nucleotides long. It is a transcript of the gene atp13a2, whose product is annotated as ATPase cation transporting 13A2. Lineage: Eukaryota; Metazoa; Chordata; Cladistia; Polypteriformes; Polypteridae. The transcript is spliced from 17 exons. Gene Ontology annotation, molecular function: ATP binding; ATP hydrolysis activity; P-type transmembrane transporter activity. The coding region runs from base 95 to 2038 and encodes 647 amino acids. The record is from RefSeq and is a predicted model, not a curated record. Gene Ontology annotation, biological process: intracellular calcium ion homeostasis; autophagosome-lysosome fusion; regulation of mitochondrion organization. Gene Ontology annotation, cellular component: membrane.